UGUUACAUGUUUAGUUUGCCAUUUUUUAAAUGAACCGUCUCCCAUAAAUAAGAAGCUUUGAUUUGAAUAAGAAGCUGGUAAAUAAGAAUCUGGCGGAAUAAGAAACUAACUUCAGUCUCCUCUGUGACCUCGCCUUCAUUGAACAGCGGCGUUAAAGCUUCAGUCCUAUUAGAAGAGAGAUCCCUGGAACUGAACGGCUUCACGAUGGACAGCCAGGAGGAUAAAAUAAGGAAGAUAGGAGAAGAAGUGAUGAACAAGCUGAUGGAUGAACUGAAGAAGAAGAUGGAAGAGAAACUGAAGAAGAUAGAGCAGGAACUGGAGAAUAUGGAGAAUGAACUGGGGAUGGAGAUGGAGGAGGAACUGGAGAAGGAAGUAAAGGAACAGAAUAAAAAGAUGAGGGAGAAACACAGGAAAGAGAUGAAGAGUAAAAAGGUGAAGAAAGACCAGGCAGAGGGGUUGAAAAAACAGAGGGAAUCUCUCCAGGAAAACACAGAAGAAAAUGUAGGAGCAUCAAUAAAAGAGGGUGCAGGGACAGGUGCAAUUGAAGGUGCAUGCGGAGUCGUUAUUGAAGAAUUAACCGAAAUCAUACCAGACCUAUUUACAAACACAGUCAACACUAUCGUAAUCAAUGGCCCAAACUUAAUAGCAGGCGCAGUCUCAGGGAUUGUCAUAGGUGUAGCAGCAGGAGCAGCUGGAAGCGCAGUCGAAUACUAUGUGGAAAAACAAUAUGGAGCCUCAGCCGGAAAAGCAGCUGGAUCCGUGGUCGAAGCAACUGCCACAGGCCUAUCCAUGGGCGGAGCUAAGCUUCUCAACAAGAAACUGGAUUACAAACUGACUGAGUCAUUAAAUAAGAAAAACAUCAGUUGGAUGAAGGAUGAGAAGAAACUGAAGGAGAUGGAGAAGGAACUGGGGGAGAAAGAGGACCAACUGAAGAAUGAGAUUGACAACAUACUGAAGAAGAGUGUGGUCAAACUCAAGGAACUCAAGGAAACAAAGGAGAAACUUGGCAACACAAAGAAGAAAAUUGACAUAACAAAGAAGAAACUGUAUCAGACAAAGGAGAGAAUGGUGGCAAAACCCUCAAUGAAGGAUCUGAAUGCCAGAGUGCAGAAACUGAAGGAUUCAAUGAGCAUUCUGGAUGCCUUUGCAGAAACUUGAGGAAACAGAUAACUAUCUGGAUAGACUGAAUGAGGCAGAGAAAAAUCUGGAAGCCAAAGUGAAAAGACUGGAGAAGGCAAAGAACAAACUGAAUGGCACACUGCAGAUACUGGUGGAGACAAUUAAUGAAGUGAAGGAGACAGAGUGGUGCCUGAAGGAGGCAGAGAACACUCUGAAUGCCAUCGUGUGUUAUCUGAAUGACACAGGUAAAGAACUGAAGGACAUAAAUAAUAAACUGGACGACAUGGAGAGGGAACUGAAGGAGAUGGAGAUGAAAAUGAAGAAGGAGAUUGAGGACUUACUGAACAAUGCAAAGAAGAAACUCAGCACUGUGAAGGAUACAAAGAAGAAACUGGAUGAGACAAAGAAUAAUCUGCACAAGACAAAGGACAGAAUGAAGGUGGUAAAACAGGAUCUGAAUCUCACAGUGCCGAAUCUGCAGGUGUCAGAAAACAAUCUAAAACCUUCAGUGAAGGAUCUCAAUGCCAGAGUGUGGAAACUGGAGGACUCAAGGAGCAAUCUGGAUGUCACUUUGCAGAAACUUGAGGAAACAGAUAACUAUCUGGAUAGACUGAAUGAGGCAGAGAAAAAUCUGGAAGCCAAAGUGAAAAGACUGGAGAAGGCAAAGAACAAACUGAAUGGCACACUGCAGAUACUGGUGGAGACAAUUAAUGAAGUGAAGGAGACAGAGUGGUGCCUGAAGGAGGCAGAGAACACUCUGAAUGCCAUCGUGUGUUAUCUGAAUGACACAGGUAAAGAACUGAAGGACAUAAAUAAUAAACUGGACGGCAUGGAGAGGGAACUGAAGGAGAUGGAGAUGAAAAUGAAGAAGGAGAUUGAGGACUUACUGAAAAAUGCAAACAAGAAACUGGAAAAUGUGACGGCGAAACAGAAAGAACUUGACAAAACAAUGAAACAUGUGCAGAAAAUGAAGUUGACAAAGGAGAUACUGGUGGAGGCAGGGAGCAAUCUGGAUGUCACACUGCAGAAACUGCGGCAGAAUCUGGUUGCCACAGUGCCUAGACUGGAGAAGACAAAGAAAAAUCUGAAAGCCACAGCGCAGAUACUGAUAGAGGCAAAUAGUGAACUGAAGGAGAUGGAGAACAAUCUGAAUGACACAGUGCAGGGCCUGAAUGAGAUCGAAAUUAAACUGAGGGAGUUACAAAGAGAGAUUGAAGGACAUAAAUAGUAAUAAAAAAGGAUGCCAGCCUGCUGGAGAAACCAAAUAACGAGGAACAGGGAUCUUGUCUUUGGAAUGCCGCAGAAACACAGACAUACAACAUAUGCUGUGGCUUUUGUGCAUAAAUAUGUCUCUCGUUGCUAUUUGUGAUGGCAGUAACUGGAUCAAUAUGAUCUAAUAAUUGUAGUUUUUUUUAUUUUUUUGAUUAGGGACACAUAUAAUAAUGACAUGACAGUUACCUGGCACAAGAUGCAUUGUAUUUUCAAUUUAUCCAGAAGGAUCAUUUUCAUUGACAGUCCCCAGGAAGACAUUGAUGACCAUUAGUAGCCAUCAAUAACAACUAAUCCAAUACAAACUAAAAUCAUAUAAUAAAUACAUAUCACCAAUAUACACAACUAAUCUCAAAUACUUCAUAUAAAACAAUUAACAAUUCAUGUUAUCAAAUAAUAAUUCAACUUCCACAACUUAAGUAACCAAUUCACAAUUCAAAUUGAUAAACAUCCCAAAUAAACUAAUGACUGCAUAAUUGGUUAUUUUUCAGCCAGGUCUUGAGUUUAUACAGAAUAUUUUAAAAUCUUUUAAAACCUUAAUUUCUGUGGGAAAUUAAUUCCAAAAUGUGAUGCCUCUUACUGAUAGAGCCGUUUGGGCAAAUGUUGUUCUAUGCUUUUCUACUUUACAGUUCCCACAUACAGCAUCCUUUCUACUGUUAACCUCAGAAAGCUUUUUCACAAAUUCUUGCAAUGAUGGAGCACCCAAGACAUGCAAAGUCUUAAAUACCAAUCUAGCAAACGAAAAUUUGACAAAAUUAUCAAAACUCAGCAGUUGGUACUUAGUCAAAACAUUACAAUGAUGGUAUCUCCCAGGUUUUUUAUCCAUAACUUUUAGAUCUUGAUUAUAAAGACAUCAUAUUGGAUUAAUUACAGAUUUACCUGCUUGGGACCAGGAAGUAUACAAUAAGAUAUAUGAGUGCAUGAAUACUUUAGAAGCAUUAGUUGUUAAAUUAGAUCUGAUAUGUUGAAAAUUUGCUAAUCAAAUUUCAAGUGUGAAUCAAUAAUAAGUCAUAAGGAUUUAACUUCUGGGACUUCCUCAAUAACUUCUCCUUCAAUUUAAACAUUAAAGUUACUUUAGAGAAACAAAUACUAACGUUUAGUGUCAAACACGAGCAAUUAAGCCAAUCUGAUAUUUUCUUCAUAUAAUAGUUUAGAAGCUGGUUUUUGCUGAUACAUAUAUAACUGUAUCAUCAGUUUACAUCUGCAAACCUGCACCUGGGCACACCUCAGGAAGAUCAUUAAUAUAUAAACUAAAAAGUAAAGGUCCCAUCACAGACCCCUGUGGGAUUCCAGCUACACAUUCUCUAAAAUGAGAUUGAACAUUGUUAAUUAAAACACACCAUCCUUUAGAUUAUCCUUUAGAUAAGACUCAAUCCAUCUUAAUGCCAGGUCUAAAAAAUUACAUUUCUGUAAUUCAGAGAGGAGAACGUGGUGAUUAACUGUGUCAAAUGCCUUCUUUAGCUCCAAAAAGACAGGCCCAACCACACCUCCUUUAUCCAGUAUUCAGUAGAAUACUUGGGUCUAAAGCCAAACCAUAGUCGGUGGAAUUUUUUUUAGUUAUGAUUGAGUUAUGAAAUUAUGAUCUCAUUGUAGUUAUGCGUAGGCGUCAGCUCUUGUGACUGUCAGUCUUGUGUUCAGAGUUGGCAUGAUGUUUGCUAUUUAUCUGAUAAUCGCAACCAUUUUCCCUAGACUUCUGAAACCGACUUUAAUUUAAACUACACCAGUUAAUGAAUUGUUUCAUAUUUGCAUCGUAGGAAUAAUUUGUGAAAAAGAAUGUAGCAGCCCAGUGGUUCUUAACCCGGGUCCUGGAGUACCCCUGCCUGCCCUGCCGGUUCUUGAUCCAACUGAGGUCUCAAUUACUUAAUUGAACCCUCAAUUGAACUAAUAAUUUGCCUAGUCAGAGCUUUUUAGCUAUUUUAAACAGUUGGAGAUUUCAAGUUAAGUGUAAAAGAAAGGAACUUGAAUUCUCCAACUUUUUAAAAGCUACACAAUAAAAAAAAAGUAAAAUUAAACAUGAAUUAAAGGGGAACCCGGCAGUACAUACCAAAUUAAAGAUGAACUAUCACACCUUGCUGUCCAGCUGAAUUUGGUUAUUGUAUAAUAAUCAUAUGUGUAGCUGGCAAUAAUAAUAAUAAUAAUAAAGUCAAUUUAAUUCCGUUACUGCUAACUGUUAAAUUAUUUUGACAAAUCUACAGGGUGCUUACUUUUUUGCUGUGCAUUGUUGGUGCGAUAUAUUAGUACAUUAAUUAAUUAUUCAGGUUUGUAUUAUACUGCAGUUAGCAUUUUUAAAAUGUGGCAUUUUUUUCAAAUACUGAGCUUGAAAUAUAUACCGAUAAUUAAUGUCAGUGACAAUCCCAUGAACUGAGUGGUGGGAAAUGCUGUCAAUCAACCCACAAUAUCCUUUUUUUCUUUUUUCACAACCACUAACACAGCAAAGACUUGUUUCCGCACAGAAGUUUUAAAGCAAAUGUGUACGCUUCACUGCUCAGAACACAAGUCUCCUGGCUCAGGAGGGAUGCUCCAGAAGAGUGAUUUUGGACAUUGGCAGUGUGGCAUUAUGCAGAUGUUUUUGGAGGAUAUGAUUAUUAUACAAUAACCAAAUUCAGCUGGACAGCAAUGUGAGAUAGUUUAUCUUUAAUUUGGUAUGUACUGCCGGGUUCCCCUUUAAGUAACUGAGAGCUCGGUUGGAGCAAAACACAGCAGAGACAGUGAUACUCCAGCACCAGGCCUGAGAACCCCUGCCAUAGCCCAGAGGCACACAUACUAACCAGGUGUUGUGAAAUAUUCAGUAUCCCAUAGAUGAUUCACUAGAUGAUUUUCCAUACACUUUUUUUUAACUCGCUCGCUACUCUAGCAAGUAUACAUUGUACCGAGUAUACACUUACAAAAUAGAAAUGAACCUUGAUCCAGUUACAUAUUUACUUUUCAUAAAACUAACAACAAACAUUUAGUUGUGUUCUUGCAAGAAUGGAUAUACAUCCAUGCUACCAACAUAAAUAUGCUGGCUGUAUUGUUAAAAUCAUUAUUAGUAUUAAUAGGUAUUUGUUAUAGGGCCAGUGUUAAUUCACCAUUUAUUACAUUUCACCUCUACACACCAUAUUAAGCAACUAUUAAUUUCUGAAAUUAACUCAAGUUGUAUUUUGUUAAGGUAUCUUUUAGUUGGUGUGCUACUGUGCUGUUUUUACAGUAUAGUAUUGAAGAUGUUGGAGCAUAAUAAUAACAAGAAAUGAUCGCCAAAAAAGGACACUUAUUUUCUGUAUUAUGAUUUAAUCAAUAGAGCGUUGCUGUGUAUACUAACAACUAACCUACUACUACUACUACUAAUACUAAUAAUGAUAAUAAUGAGUUUCCCCGCAGUGUUUUAAUAAUAAUAAUAAUAAUAAUAAUAAUAAUAAUAAUAAUAAUAAUAAUAAUAAUAAUAAUGAGUUUCCCCGCAGUGUUUUAAUAAUAAUAAUAAUAAUAAUAAUAAUAAUAAUAAUAAUAAUAAUAAUAAUAAUAAUAAUAAUAAUAAUUUUCCCUGUAGUGUUUUAGUUUAAAUGUUAUUAUAAAUUUGCUUUAUUCAAUUACUGUAUUUAAAAAGCAAUUUCAGUGCGCUGUACUUUAAAUAUCGUAAUUAUGUUUUGGAGCAGACGCAUUUUAAAGUAGGUCACGCAGCGGACGACCUUUGCUACUUAACAGGAGAUUCGGCGUAACAAGUGUUAGGAGCACGCGCAUCAAAUCAUUUCACGUCACUUGGAUGCUAAAAAAGACGCUUGGACUUGAAAUACGCUCUCUACAGUUUUUCAUGCAUAAUGUCAAAUAAAAUGUCAUUGCGAGUAAAGACUAAAACCACCUCUACCGAGCGAGCUUGUCAUGCGAGUAAAAAGUUGCGGUUAACCAUUUUCCAUAGCGUUUGUCGCGUUUGCUUAGUAUUUUACCCCAACCUUAGUAUUUUACCCCAAUUAUCUAAUGUUGAGUUUAAAUCAUGCAGCAACGACAGCAACAGUGCAUCUUACCAAUUUAACUGUGAAAAACAGUGCUGACGACGACGUUGCUGAAGAAGAACUAGGCCUGGGGGCAAAAAGUAAACUAGAUUCGCCUCCAAGACCACCGUCCAGUCCCACUCAUAACCCUCAUCCUGCUGUCCUUACCUUCAGUAACGAACCUGCCAAAUGGAAAGUGGACGAGUCACACAAACGCAUACUAACACUGUAACCACGCAAACGGGGUUUUCAGUCAGUUAGGUGGCUAUUAGUAGAAGCUCUAGUAUCAAAGUUUAUGAAAAGUAUUUUUACUUGCAUGUUUCAUCAGUUUCAAGAAGUGUUACAGAUUGGACCUCUUAUUUUUUUCUUCACCCUGCUACAGUAUAUUUGAGUAAGUAGACUAAAUACAGCAUUGGUACCUGCUGUAUAAUACACCUAUUUUUAUAUUUGUUUUAAACCAUAUUGUUAAUGAUAAUAAUAAUACAGCAACUGAAUGUAUAAACAGGAUUUAUUUUGGGCCGCAGUGUAGAGUAGUGGUUAGGGCUCUUGACCUGAGGGGGGACACACUGCUUAGCAUCCAGGAUAUUACAAGAUAUCACAAUAUUUUUACAUACAAUUACCCAUUUAUACAGUGUUUUUUUUCUUUUAUAUAAAAAUAGGUUUUCAGUUUGAUUUUUAAGUCUGAGUGAUGUGAUAUUAUUGUAUGCUUGUAGUGGGUACUUUAGACUAACCAUAUUUGUAACAAUGUAUUCAUAUACAAAAAUGUAAUGUAAUCAUACUUAUAUGUUGCUUAAAUAGUGUUGGAAUACUUUCAAUUGGCUAAAAGACACCAGACUACCUGGAUUGUCUUAAUUAAGCUAAUCAAUUUGUAGUAGAUUUAUAUAUCACUCAAUUCAAUUAAUAAAACAGAGAAGUAUUUUACUCUGAUUCAUAAA
This is a messenger RNA of Acipenser ruthenus (sterlet), 7285 nucleotides long. RefSeq lists its product as uncharacterized. The transcript has 4 exons. NCBI's taxonomy places the organism in Eukaryota, Metazoa, Chordata, Actinopteri, Acipenseriformes, Acipenseridae. The record is from RefSeq and is a predicted model, not a curated record. The coding region runs from base 1139 to 2347 and encodes 402 amino acids.